CCAGUCGUUCUCUCUCCGACAAGCUGACUGUUUAUUCGCGUUAAUUACGGAAAUGCCACAACACCACCACUCCAUUGGCUGCGACUUCGUCGACGACGACGAUGAGCACCUGAAGAAGAAGAGGAGGCCACAGUCCAAGGCCUCCGUCUUCCUGCCAUCUAACGCUCUCGGCCUCUCCCGCCGCAUCCUCGUCCUCAUUCUCGUCCUCGCCGCGGCUUGCCUUUUCGUCGGAGUCGCUGGGAUCGCAUUCUCGGCCUCCGCCCUCCGUCGCCCUCCGCGUAUUGCCACUGUAUUCCGGUGUGGAAGCUCUCAGGAUGCCCUCCGUGCUUUCAGAUCCAAGUCCCUCGCCGCCGCCGGCCGGGAGGAGGAGGUCGUGGCGCCGAGGCCGAAGGUGCUCGCAGUGGUCGGCGUCUAUACUGGGUUUUCGGCGGUCAAUCGCCGCGCUGCGCUACGCAGUAUCUGGUUCCCCUCUGAUCCGGACGCCUUGUCGCGUUUCGAUCAAGCUACUGGAUUGGCUCUUAGAUUUGUGAUAGGGCAGACAAAAGAUUCAAGGAAUAUGACAGCUCUGAAAAAGGAAAUAGACCAACACCAUGACUUUAUUCUUAUAGAUGCUGAUGAAGAUAACUUGAAUUUGCCCCAUAAGACGUUAGAAUUUUUCAAAGCAGCUUUCAAACUUUUUGAUGCAGAAUUUUAUGUGAAAGCUGAUGAUGAUAUAUAUCUGCGUCCAGACCGACUUGCUACACUUCUUGCCAAGGAUCGAGCACAUCGUUUUAGUUACAUUGGCUGCAUGAAAAAGGGCCCGGUUAUCACAGACCCAAAUAUGAAAUGGUAUGAAAGUUCUGGCAAGUUGAUUGGGAAUGAAUAUUUUCUCCAUGCUGAUGGCCCAAUAUAUGCUCUUUCUGCUGAUACAGUAGCUUUUUUGGCAAAUGCCAGGAAUGAUAGUUUGAGGUUUUUCAAUAAUGAGGAUGUCACCAUUGGUUCAUGGAUGCUUGCCAUCAACGUCAAUCAUGAGGAUAAUAAAGCUCUGUGUGAGCCUAUAUGCAGUCCCACAUCUAUUGCUGUCUGGAGCAACCCAAGAUGCUUAGAUCCCUGCAACCUUAAACACAAAUUGAUGAAGCUUCACAAUAUCAGUAUGUGCUCAAACAGCUCCACGUUGCCUCCAGAAGAUGAAGACGACUACGAUGAGCGCUAGUAUGUUCACGCUAGCAAUUUUUCUAACGAUAGUGCUUAUCGACAACACAAAUACCGCGGAAGCAUGACAUCGACCUCAUUUGUUAAUUUGAAUACAUGAUGUAAAUGAGUGCUGGCCUCAUGGUGGCCAUCCCAUGGAGUACUUGUAAUUUUGUUGUACAUUUUUAUAAUGCAUUUUUUCAAUAUGUUAAGGAGAAUGUGGGGCGGCUAUAAUCCAUGAGUCCUUGUAAAGAUUGCUUAUCUUUUCAAGACUUUUCUAGUGCAUUUUGUAACAUCACAACAAUAUUAUUGAAAAACAAAAUGUGGCACCUUUUUA
This is a messenger RNA of Zingiber officinale, 1507 nucleotides long. Its product is annotated as probable beta-1,3-galactosyltransferase 12. Bases 53 to 1192 code for a protein of 379 amino acids. The transcript is spliced from 7 exons. Gene Ontology annotation, cellular component: Golgi membrane. Lineage: Eukaryota; Viridiplantae; Streptophyta; Magnoliopsida; Zingiberales; Zingiberaceae. Gene Ontology annotation, molecular function: hexosyltransferase activity. The record is from RefSeq and is a predicted model, not a curated record.